Quercus lobata is the source of this 711-nucleotide messenger RNA. RefSeq lists its product as uncharacterized. The record is from RefSeq and is a predicted model, not a curated record. The transcript is spliced from 2 exons. The coding region runs from base 1 to 711 and encodes 236 amino acids. NCBI's taxonomy places the organism in Eukaryota, Viridiplantae, Streptophyta, Magnoliopsida, Fagales, Fagaceae.
AUGACCGGCAGCAGGAAGAUGGGAUCGGGGGGAAUAGUUAUGAAGAGGGGUCCAAUCAGUGGACAUCGACUACAACGGAGUCGUUCACAUUCCCGGGAAUAUAUCGAUACCGAGACCGUUCACACUCGAGAGGGUUUCGGCGAAAUAGGAACCGGUCUCUCUCUCGGGAAAAGGGGCAACGCCAUGAGCCGCGCUCUGCGAAAAGCAGCUCGAUCACCGUUUUCAAUCGAAAUUGAGAAAGCUGAAAUGUCGGACAGGUUUGCCUGCCCACAAUUCAACUGCUAUGACGGGAAGACUGAUCCAAUAGAACACGUCAGCCAUUAUAUUCAGAUGAUGUCUUUACAUACUCAUAACGAUGCGCUCAUAUGCAAGCUAAUUCAAGAGUUCGGAGUCCGGUUUGUGACGUGCAACCGAGUACCUCAACUAGUUGAUGCGCUCCUAUCAAUGAAAAUGAGGGCAGGAGAGACCCUCCGCAGUUACGCCAGCCGGUAUUGGGAGUUAUACAACGAGAUCGACAAGGAUAACGAAAGGGUGGCGGCAAGUACAUUUAGAAUGGGGUUGCCCGAGGAUUCAGGGCUAAGAGAGUCAUUAACCAAAAAGCCGCCCAAAGGCAUGCGGCAACUUAUGAGAUGCAUCGAGGAAUACAAACGAUUAGAAGAUGACCGGUUACAGAGCAAGGGCAAAGCGUCGAUAAUGGCUCAUCCUCAGUAG